AUGCUAGUUCCAGUCAAAAGAUUCAUCCACGACCCUGUCGAAUUAGUUGAUGUGGCAUGUCGAGCACUUCUCUCGCUUCAUCCAGGACUGGCUUUCGAUGCGGAAAAUAGAGUUGUUUACCGCCCAUUCAAACCCUCUGAGAACAGAGUCACUCUACUAAGUGGAGGUGGAAGUGGUCAUGAGCCUGCUCACGCCGGUUAUGUCGGCCAGGGCAUGCUAGACGCUGCUGUCUGCGGCGCCAUUUUCGCAUCCCCCAAUGUGAUCCAGAUUGAAUCCGGCCUGCGAAACAUCCAGUCUCCUCUAGGCAGCUUGGUCAUCGUCAAGAACUACACUGGAGACAAACUCAAUUUCGGUCUAGCCGUGGAGAAAUCGCGUGCGAAGACUGGAAAUACAGUCAAGGUACUUAUGGUGGGCGAUGAUGUCUCCGUAGGCAGAACCAAGGGGCGCAUGGUAGGUCGCCGUGGCCUUGCGGGUGUCAUCCUGAUACAUAAGAUUGCUGGUGCAGCAGCUACUUCAGGAGCGAGUUUAGACGACGUCUAUGAGGUUGCAGAGUAUGCCAACAGUUGCUUGGCCACAAUAGGAGUCGCACUCCAUGGCUGCGAUGUUCCGGGUCAGCAACAACUUGUCGGCCUAGCCGUAGACGAGAUUGAACUCGGAAUGGGCAUCCACAACGAACCUGGAUCUCGCAAACUCAAACCUCAACCAGAAAUGAAGUCGCUGAUUAGCGAAAUGCUCGCAGCUAUCCUAGACACAACAGACAAGGAGAGGAAUUUUCUGCCCAAGUCGCCUGUAUCUCAUCCUUCCGAGGUGGUUCUCCUGGUCAACAAUCUUGGGGGACUGUCUGUCCUAGAACUCGCGUGCAUUACAGGCAUGGUGGUAGAGCAGCUGAAGAGUGAAUAUAAUAUCCAGCCAAGAAGAGCCUACGCAGGAACAUUCCUGUCUGCCCUCAAUGGUUCCGGGUUCAGCAUUACUCUCCUCAGCUUGCCUAAGGAUGAGCCAGCUACAGAAACGAUAGCCGACAGGAUUCUGGCUUAUCUUGAUGCACCCACAUCUGCAAUAGGCUGGUCACCUUCGCUUCCCUGCACAGCGUGGUCAGAAAAUGACACUGCACCAAAAGCCAUUUACGCCAACGGGUUCGCCAAUGGUGUCACCGAGAAGGCCGAUUUGGAUGAAAUUCCAUGCAAUGGGGCUCUGCUCGCCUCGAUCAUAACAUCGGUACAACAAUCACUAGUAGCAGAUGAGCCCCAAAUCACAGCCUUCGACACCCUGAUGGGUGACGGCGACUGCGGCACCACACUAGUCGCUGGCAUCACUACAAUUGCCAACGCCCUGUCCACCAUACGAACAGAAUCCCUCUCUCACGCCACAGUCUCGAUCUCGGAAUUGAUAUCCAAAGGCAUGGGCGGCACUUCUGGCGCCCUGUAUGCCAUCUUCUUCACUGCCUUUGCGGCCGGUGUGCGGUCUCUGAAUACCAAAGAGCCGAUCUCGUUCCCAGAGGUUGUAGAAGUUGCGAGCGAGUCGCUUGCGACACUGCAGCGCUACACUAAGGCAGAUAUCGGUGAUCGCACAAUGAUGGAUGCACUGAUUCCAUUCGUCCAUGCGGUAAGUAGUGGCGCGAAGGCAGGUCUUCCGGCAGUGGAGGCAUUAAAAAAGGCUGUUGCUGCGGCUGAUGAGGGAUGCGCUGCGACUCGCAAUAUGGUCAGCGUAUUUGGUCGGAGCACGUACGUGGGAGCAGGCAGUGAGGUGGAGAGCGAGACCAAGGGUAUUCCAGACCCAGGUGCAAUGGGAAUCGUUGCUAUUGCUCGUGGAAUUCUGAAUGCCGUUCAGGCUGUCGAGCACACAUAGGAGUCGGCUAAGUCUUGAAUCG
This is a messenger RNA of Aaosphaeria arxii CBS 175.79, 1867 nucleotides long. Its product is annotated as dihydroxyacetone kinase. The record is from RefSeq and is a predicted model, not a curated record. NCBI's taxonomy places the organism in Eukaryota, Fungi, Ascomycota, Dothideomycetes, Pleosporales. Gene Ontology annotation, molecular function: ATP binding; glycerone kinase activity. Bases 1 to 1845 code for a protein of 614 amino acids. Gene Ontology annotation, biological process: glycerol catabolic process. Gene Ontology annotation, cellular component: cytosol. The transcript has 5 exons.